CUCUACCAGUAAGGCAAGCAACGUAAGCUGAUGUACUGAAUGUGUGAGAUAACCUUCUUAUAAUGGAGUCUCUCCGUUUGCAGUCAGAUUCUACAGGGAGUGAGAAUGGUUUAGUAGUGACUGAAGAAAAUGGGUCAGAUGCUGAGGAUGAGCCUCUCCUCAAAGAGAAUCCACACCGUUUUGUCAUCUUCCCCAUCCAGUAUCCUGACAUUUGGAAAAUGUAUAAACAGGCACAGGCAUCGUUCUGGACUGUCGAAGAGGUUGAUUUAUCAAAGGAUCUCGUUCACUGGGAUAGCCUGAAACCAGAGGAGAAAUUCUUCAUCUCACAUGUCCUGGCUUUCUUUGCUGCGAGUGAUGGAAUUGUCAAUGAAAACCUGGUUCAGAGGUUCAGCCAGGAGGUACAGGUCCCAGAGGCACGCUGUUUCUAUGGGUUCCAGGUCCUCAUUGAGAAUGUGCACUCAGAAAUGUACAGCCUUCUAAUACAAACAUACAUCAGAGAUUCAAAGGAAAGAGAUACUUUAUUUAACGCUAUUGAGACUAUGCCUUGUGUGAAAAGGAAAGCAGACUGGGCUUUGCAAUGGAUCUCUGACAGAAAAUCAACUUUUGGUGAGCGAUUAGUUGCCUUUGCUGCAGUGGAAGGGAUCUUUUUCUCUGGUUCCUUUGCUGCCAUAUACUGGCUGAAAAAGAGAGGACUCAUGCCUGGACUCACCUUCUCCAACGAGCUCAUCAGCAGAGAUGAGGGACUUCAUUGUAAUUUUGCCUGUCUAAUGUUUAAAUCUCUUGUGAACAAACCUUCAGAAGAGAGAGUCAAAGAGAUCCUCACCAGUGCAGUCAGUAUUGAGCAGGACUUCCUAACAGAGUCUUUACCUGUAAACCUCAUUGGAAUGAACUGUACCCUGAUGAAGCAGUACAUUGAGUUUGUAGCAGACCGCCUGUUGAUAGAUCUGGGCUGCUCAAAGGUAUUUAAAACAGGAAAUCCAUUUGAUUUCAUGGAGUCAAUCUCUCUGGAAGGGAAAACAAACUUCUUUGAAAAGCGGGUAGCGGAGUACCAAAGAAUGGGGGUGAUGGCUAACACAGUGGACUGUACUUUCACAUUAGAUGCAGACUUUUAAAAAUACAGAUUUUGUUGUUUGUUUUAAAGUGUUUUAUUCUUUUAUCUUUAAACAUGUGCAUAUUUGUUUUAUUUGGUCAACUUUAAGGAUUUUUCUUGACCCUCUCCAAAACUUAGAACUGUAUUCAGUUCAGCAGACCACCAAUAGUUUGGGUUCUCUGAAGUGAUUGCUGCUUGUUAAUUCUCUAAUAGCUGCCAUAGAAUAUACAGUACUGAGAGAAUGUAUUCCAUUACAGUCUAAAAUCAACUCCACAUGGGUGACCCAGAUCAUGAUAAUUGCUGAAGAUUGGAGAAAAUAAAUUCUCUACACAUUAGUACAUCCGUGUUUUUUUUUUUUUUAAAGCUUUAUUUCCUAUAUUGUGUUUCAGACACAAAAUCAUGUUUCCUAGCAACUAUCCAAUGUCUAGUGCAGGUUGAUAAUACUUGGAAGUAUUAUUUGGGGUUUUUGUGGGUUUGUAAACCUCCCCUUCCUUUCUAGCAUCUUUUCAGAUGGAACGGUUACUCAGUGGGCUUACACCCAUUAGCGUCCCAAUUCAUGAGCCAACUGCUUCAAGUGAGUCACCAAUAAAGCUUAUACAGCAGUGAGUCACCAAUAAAGCUUAUACAGCAGUGAGUCACCAAUAAAGCUUAUACAGCAGUGAGUCACCAAUAAAGCUUAUACAGCAGUGAACUACCAGAGCUCAUUGCUAGUGUUGGGGGAGUUAAGAGCCUCAGGUACCUGUUCUCUCACACACCUCUGCUUAACUGAUGGGAAUCGCAUUGCAGAUGCUAACAUCUUAUACCAAGAUGGUUUCUACCUCCUUCCAUCACCAUCCGCCACCCUAUUUAAACAGCUCCAGUACAGUAUUUAGGUUUGCUACCAUUUUGAUCAGUAGAUUAGAUUGCUACUGUAAUGUGUUUAUUUUAUUUUUUUUUACAAAAAACAAAUGUUCACUGUAACAGUUUUGCGAAUACAGUAUAUCACUUCAGGAUCAUGCUUUACCUGCAUGUGUCUUGCAUGUGUAUUUGAUGACAGUGAGAGUACAGUGGCCACGUCAGCAUCAUGUGGCAGGAGUGUACGAACAGUGUUGUGUUGUUCUCUCCAGGAAAUCUGAUGUAGAAAAUGUUGUUCUUGUGUAAAUUAUGCUGUAAAAUAUUUUAGAUUGUAUUAUUUAUGUUUAAGAAACUAAAGACUAACCCCAUAAUUUUAUGUAUAAAAAAAUAAAAAAUAAAAAAAGCCCUCUGGUUUCUUUAUUG
This is a messenger RNA of Polyodon spathula (Mississippi paddlefish), 2347 nucleotides long. It is a transcript of the gene rrm2b, whose product is annotated as ribonucleotide reductase M2 b. Bases 63 to 1112 code for a protein of 349 amino acids. Gene Ontology annotation, molecular function: ribonucleoside-diphosphate reductase activity, thioredoxin disulfide as acceptor. The transcript is spliced from 9 exons. The record is from RefSeq and is a predicted model, not a curated record. Gene Ontology annotation, cellular component: cytosol. Gene Ontology annotation, biological process: deoxyribonucleotide biosynthetic process. NCBI's taxonomy places the organism in Eukaryota, Metazoa, Chordata, Actinopteri, Acipenseriformes, Polyodontidae.